CCGUGGCAAACAACUGCAAAGCAACAUUCACAUUCGUCUGCAAAAAUUUUGUGUAGCAACAGAUGAAAUGAAGUGAACGCUUUUUCUUAUUUGUUUAAAAAUAAAUUUUUAAGUAUGGAAUCAGCAAAACUUGAUGAAGAAAAGUUAAGAGAGGCUGCGUGCUACGGUGAUCUGGAAGCUAUCAAAACGUUACUAAAAAAAGGUGUAAACAUAAAUUCCCAACAUAGCAUCAACGGCUGGACUGCACUUCAUUGGGCUGCCAAGAGAAAUCAACUUGAUGUUGCCCAUUGCUUACUAACAAAUGGAGCGGAUAAGACUAUGGAGAGUUUUGCUAAGGAAACUCCUGCCGAUUUGUCUACCAGUCCAGCUGUUUUGAAUCUCCUUGGUUCACCUAUGACUAAAGAAAAGCCAGAAGAGUCUGAUAAGAAUGAGAUAACUCCUCAUUACUUAGCACAUUUAAACUCUGGAUACAAAGUUGAUCUUCAGGAACACUCAAGAAUAUCCAUGCCACUUCCUCAUGGAAGAGAUGUGGUCCAUAAAAAAGAGUUGGUAUUUAAGCUUCGAAUUGCUUACUCUACUGACAUAGAUUUCAUUGAAGUUGAAAUUGACAGAUCCGAAUUGAAUUACCAGCAGUUCUUAGCUGUCUGUUGUUCAGAACUUGGUCUAAACUCAAAAUAUGUUGAGAGGCUUCGCAAAUUACCCAAUACCAGACUGAGGAAAGAUAGAGAUAUACAAAGGUUACAAGAUUUCCAGGAAAUAGAAGUGGUUCUUGUUGGGAGUAAACCUAAGUUGGCCAUUGAAUCUGAUUCUCCGAAUAUUGUUGGACCAGCUUUGAAGAAUCAAAAUCAAACUAUUCUUUAUUAGCAGCAACAUUACAAUCUUAAUAUGAGAAUUCAUUCGCCAAGUUUUAAUUCCAAUAAUAUUUCGUUAUUAUUUUCCGUUAGCAGAUUAUUUAUUUGCCUGUUCCAUUUCUAUUUUUCCAAGUUUCAUACGUUUGAUUCUUUCAUAUAUGUUAAAUUUUUUAAAUCAUAAAAAUAUUCAGAAUCUCGGUCUAAAAUCCUUUUGAGCCUAAUUGCAAAGAUGUUUGGCCAAUUAUGUACUCCACUUGCAAAUAACUUAUUUGGAUGUCCGUCAUUGAGGUCCACCAUUCAGUCUUCGGUUUUUAAGGGCCUAAAUAACUUGAUAAAUUUGUUUUCAAUUCUGCUAUCCCAUCCUUUGGAAAGUGUCCCUCUCGCCAACUAUCCCCGUCUCCGCAGUCAGCAAGUUUACCGAAUAUUAUUUUAAAAGAAACUCGGUAAGAUCCGUGCAGUUCUUCCUGUUCCAGCACUCCCCUCGAAUAACUUUGGUAAUAACCCUUCCUUUUUUAUGAAUAUUUACUAUUAGAUAAAUUUAGUCAAUUUAUA
This is a messenger RNA of Daphnia pulicaria, 1403 nucleotides long. RefSeq names its product ankyrin repeat domain-containing protein 40-like. The record is from RefSeq and is a predicted model, not a curated record. Gene Ontology annotation, molecular function: protein binding. NCBI's taxonomy places the organism in Eukaryota, Metazoa, Arthropoda, Branchiopoda, Diplostraca, Daphniidae. The coding region runs from base 115 to 864 and encodes 249 amino acids. The transcript is spliced from 4 exons.